AUGGAGGGGAGUCUGCGAUUGGAAGAGGGGCGGUUCUUGGGUGGCGUCGGGCAAACAGAAGCGGAGGUGGAGAAUGAGGUGGAGACGGGCCUAACCCUAGGGCCGAGGAUGGGUGUGGAAAUGGCCCAAAGUGUGAGCAAUCAUGGCCCAAUGGCCAGUCUUCUUUAUCAACAUCAACAGGAGGUUCUUGAGAAGGAGAUGGGGCGCGGGCUGAAAAAGAGGAAAGGAAUGGGCCAAUCAAGCAUGGACAGGCCCAGGAGUGAAGUCAAUGAUGAGGCCGAAAUUCCUUUUGGCCCAGCAGAGACAGUUUUCUUGGGAGGGCCUGGAGAAAAAAAUAAGAAGAAGAAGAAUCAAAAGUUUAGAGCACACUCUACCUACAACUCAAAGGAGGGUCUAUCUGAAGGGGAGCAAGGAAGGGAUCUGAGGGCAGCUGUGGUUCGCCAGAAGCCACCUCUCCGGGAAUGA
Molecule: messenger RNA, 465 nt
Organism: Linum trigynum
Lineage: Eukaryota; Viridiplantae; Streptophyta; Magnoliopsida; Malpighiales; Linaceae
Source: the annotation of a GenBank genome assembly